ACAUUCACUGGCGAUCGUUGCCCUUCCGUCGCUAGGCAACCCAACGAAACUAGCGCUCUGCGGUCACUUCUCCGCCCAACCAACCUCUAAAACCAAGCAAUCGGAUUCACUUUUUUCGCAACCGGCCCCUUGUCAAGACCUACUGCUGCCCGUUUUCCGCAUCGUAGAAAAAAAUGGCUCCUGGGACCGAAACCGAAUCCGAACAGCUGACCGUGGAAGACAGAAGUCCUAUCAAAACCGACGCAUCGGAAAAGCAAACUGAAGCCGAACCAUGCGGAGCGAAAGCGGAAGCGGAUUCCUGUCAGAUAAAGUGUGCCAACUGCGAUGCGCUUUUUUCGCCGGAUCGCUUCGAGGAGCAUGUGUGCGAAUUCGACGAGCGGAAGAAGCGGAUCGAACCGUCGAGCGUGCUGGAUGGACAUCCGUGUUUCCGGCAGUUGGAUGAGAACAUGGAGCAGUGGAAGCGGCUGACGAAGAAGAAGAGCUGUGGCGAAGAGCGGAGUGAGGUGAAGGGAGAGAGGCGGAAGCGGGGUGAGAUUGGCGAUAGGAAGGUGCACAAGUGCGGACACUGUGAGCGGAAGUUUGUGCAUGCUUCUGGGUUGGAGAAGCACCUGGCCAGGAUGCAUCCGGAUAAGGAGAAUGAGGUGGUUUUCGUUGGUGAGUCGCAGAAUCAAGAUAAGAAGGAAGAGCCGGCGGAUCCAUUCAAGGUUUGCCUCAAGUGUUUGAAGUGCGGAAUGGUUUUUGGAUCGCUGGAUAAGAUGAUGGAACACCUGGAGAUGGUGGAUUGGGAGCGGGAACUGGAACGAGAAGAUGAAAGCUACAUGGAUAAAGGAAAGGUAUCACUGCGGAAAGCGUUCAGAAUUGUGAUCCUGACCACGGUUUUUCAGUGCGAGUUUUGUGACAAGCACUUCUCGGAUUUGCCAUCGCUGUUUGAGCACGAGUCUUUACAUGAUCCGGCUUCCGGUUACGAGUGCACGUUAUGUGAGAUAAGGAUUCCCUGCAUGAAGGAUAUGCUGUUCCAUCGGCUGAACGAAUGUGUCUUUCGAGACGCGUGGAACGAAGAAUUUCGAAGCCUGUCCAAAUAUUUCGCAUGCAAUGUUUGCGAUGAGCACUUCGAAAGCUUAGGAGCUCUUUACGAACAUCGCUACGCGAAUUAUCACUGGUUUCCUCGCCUAUCGCGUAUGGAAGAAAACGAGGCCUCCGGGCAGUUCAAAGUGGGAUGCGAGAGCUGCGGAACAAACUUCGACAAUGCAGAAUCGAUUCUAACCCACUACACGGAAAUGCACGCCCAGAAAAGGCAAAGCAAUAUAGGGUUCCGUCGCCAGCCUGCGGAGAAAUCGGAUGCUGAUUUGAAUUCCCCCUUCUCUUCCACCAGACCAUACCUCUGCGAAUUGUGCGGUAAGACCUACACCCAAUCUAGUCAUCUUUGGCAGCAUCUGCGCUUCCACAAUGGCAUCCGUCCGUUCACGUGUCCAGAAUCUGGCUGCAACCGUAGUUUCACCAUUCGACCAGAUUUGAAGGAUCACAUUCGGAAAUGUCACACCGGAGAACGACCGUAUCAUUGUGACCUGUGCGACAAGCGCUUUCUGACCGGAUCGGUCUACUAUCAGCACCGGCUGAUUCACCGAGGGGAACGUCGGUACGGGUGCGAGGAGUGUGGCAAGCGGUUUUAUCGAGCGGAUGCUCUGAAGAACCACCAGAGAAUUCACUCAGGCGAAAAGCCCUACUCAUGCCCUCAUUGUCCCAAGCAGUUUCGCCAGCGUGGCGAUCGUGAGAAGCACAUUCGGGUGAAACAUUCGAGCAGUUCGUUAAACAUGGCACCAUCACAAGCGUACGAGGACACGCCACGUUCUAGUCGUGUUUGUCUCAAAAAGCAACCACGGCGCAAGAACAAUAGUGAAAGCGAAUCUAGAAAAGUACGUCGACAGAUCCACCCGGUGGAAGAAGGUUCUGAAUAUGGGCCACUUGUCGACGAUGCCCAGGCAGUUUACGUUGGAGAUGUGUCGUUACCGGCUAGUCUGUUUCAGCCCAUUUUGAAUGACAUCGAUAUGUUGUAAAAUAUUUUCCAAUGUUCUAUUCUGAUUCAGUUUCAAAUUGUUCUUAUUAAAUUAGUGUAAGAUGUGUUAACGGAUCGUGAUUACCAUUCCGCUAUUUAAUCGGAACAUAGUAAUAUAUAGCAAAUCAUGAAUUCUUUCAAUAUUAUAUCAAUAAAUU
Messenger RNA from Aedes aegypti (yellow fever mosquito), 2211 nucleotides. RefSeq names its product testis-specific zinc finger protein topi-like. NCBI's taxonomy places the organism in Eukaryota, Metazoa, Arthropoda, Insecta, Diptera, Culicidae. Gene Ontology annotation, molecular function: RNA polymerase II cis-regulatory region sequence-specific DNA binding; DNA-binding transcription factor activity. The transcript has 3 exons. Gene Ontology annotation, biological process: regulation of transcription by RNA polymerase II. The record is from RefSeq and is a predicted model, not a curated record. The coding region runs from base 174 to 2054 and encodes 626 amino acids.